Messenger RNA from Loxodonta africana (African savanna elephant), 5533 nucleotides. It is a transcript of the gene FAM228A, whose product is annotated as family with sequence similarity 228 member A. NCBI's taxonomy places the organism in Eukaryota, Metazoa, Chordata, Mammalia, Proboscidea, Elephantidae. The coding region runs from base 2668 to 3642 and encodes 324 amino acids. The record is from RefSeq and is a predicted model, not a curated record. The transcript is spliced from 8 exons.
UGAACAGUAGAAUUUCUUAUUUUUAAGGGAAAAAUAAAUAUAAGGAUGCAACGGAAAAAAACCAAAACAUUGCUCUAGGCUCUAAUUAGAAAUAAAGCUGGGUUAGCGAGCGGAACUGUAAGCAGACAGAACCAGCCUUGUGAGGGAUAAGCCCAGUGUGGGUUGUAUUAGUAGUACAACAGCACUUUGCUGGAAGACGUAAAAUCCCUGAACAGAGGCUGGGUGUGAGGGUGGGAGAUAAUAACUCCUCUCUUUAGUAACCAGAGAAAGGUGGAUGCCCUGAAUAACUAGGAGAAGAAAAAAAUAACCCCCUCAGCAAUGAGUGCUCAAGGGAGACCAUUUCAGCAUAAUUAACUUAUAUGUGUAUCACUUAGGUGUAAGAGUAUUCCAGGCAAUAUACAUGUAUUAGCCAAUUUAAUCCUCUCAGCAACUCUUCAAGGCAGUACUAUUAUUAUGCCUAUUUUACUGAUGAGUAAAUUGAGGCAUGGAAAAAUUAAGCAACUUGUCUAAGGUCACAUUGCUAGUAAGUAGUAAGGAAAAUGAACUGCCAAGCUUUUGGUUAGUAGCCGAAUGCUUCACUGUUUGCACCAUCCAGGGAGUCCUAAGGGGUGAAGAAGGGUGAGCAUACCAGGGCAACAGAAGGCAGUAUACUAGACUCCACAGGAGCUGUGUGAUGUUGCCAAAGGGCCCUGAUUUGGAAAAAAUGACGGACUUUAAAAUUCUCUGAUUUGGAUGUUACAGCAUACUAUUUGCUGGUUUUACCUGAAACUGCUAGAAUUUCAUUUUUUAAAGAUAAGUUACACUAACUUGAAGAUGGUACUGUCAAAUCAGCAAUUACUGUUUUUCCUGUAAAUAUCCAAAGGCAGUAAAGAGAACAGAAAAAGAAGUAGCAAUAGAAACCUCUUCUAUGAGAAAACUAGAUGACAAUUGAAGUCCAAGUCACAAAAUAGGAGGAGAAAAAGCAGAACGUGGGAGGGAAAGACAGAUAAUGCCGAUGACUGUAGAUAUUGGAAUGAACUGGCAAAAUGCAAUCCCCAAGGUGAGGAACCCUCUGCAGUAAAACCCAAAUCCCUCUUUGCAAAAGCAGAAACAAGGUGCGGAGCUCACAGCUAUAUCACUGGAUGUAUUUGUGGGAUUGAACAAGGAACAUAUAGACAGUCAUAUUUACUAAAAGCAGUCUGUUCAUAUGAUGAUUGUAGAAAAAAGGCUACACUGUGAACAGAUCAUUAGCUGCCUGACGACUAGAGAGGAGUAAAGGCUAAAGAAACUCACAAAAUCCUAGGCUAGAGGGGAAAUUCCCACCAAUUUGCCCUAAUCAUCUUCCUAAUAGAAACUUCGUACAAAUAGCUGGUUUAGGGAAAACUCACCUUAUUCAAAGUUGAGUAGUCAGAAAAGAAACUAGCACAGAUUCCUUUAUUAUACAAAAAAAAUAAGGAAAAAAUGAGGACAUAAAUGGGGGGGAGGGGGAAGCAAAUAUGACCAUCCACCAAAAAAAUGCUGCCAUAGAUAAAAUUUGUGAUCGACUAUUUUACCGUGAAUUAAAAAAAAAAGAAAAAAACCCAGUGGCCUUCUUUAAAAUAAGAGAGAGCCAUAGCAGUAUUAUUCAUAAUUGCCAAAAAGUGGAAACAACCCAAAUGUCCAUUAACUGAUGGAUGGAUAAAUACAAUGUAAUAUAUCCAUAUAAUGGAAUAUUAUUUGGCAAUAAAAAGAAUAAAGUCCUGAUAUAUACUACAACAUAUAUAAACCCUGAAAACAUUAUGUUAAAUGAAAGAAACCAGUCACAAAAUAUUACAUGUUGUGUGAACCCAUUUAUAUGAAAUGUCCAGAACAGGCAAAUUCAUAGAAACAGAAAGCAGAUUAGUUGUUGCCUAGGACUGGGGAAGUGGGGAGAGGGAAGUGACUGCUAAUGGGUACACGGUUUAUUUUUGGGGUGAUGAAAAUGCUGCAAAACUGAUUGUGGUGAGGGUUGCACAACUCUGUGAAUACACUAAAAACCAUUGAAUCAUACACUUUAGAUGAUGAAUUGUGUAGUGUGUGGAUUAUGUAUCAAUAAAGCUAUUUUUUAAAAAAGAAGCUACUAAAAAAUAAAAUACCAUAUAAACCAGAGAAAAAUAACUUAAGGAAUAAAUGAAGAAAAAAGGACACGAAGAAUGAGCUGGAAGACCUCAGUAAUGAGGUUAAAGGAAAAAUUAAAACCACGAAAGUGAAGUGAUAGAAUAGAUGCUGCUGAAAAAAACAGCAAUACAGAGGAUUGGAAUAAGAAAAGUGAGCAAAAUGAAAUAAAAAGAAUUAAAAGACAGGCAAAGGUGAUCCAAUUUAAGUAUAACUGGAGUUCCUAGGAGGAAAAUUACAAUAAGGAAAGAGAACACAUAUAUUAAGAUAGAAUUUUUAAAAAUUCAGAACUAAAAGAAUUACAGGUAGUCCCCAACUUCCAUUUGAGGUAUGACAAACACCAGUAUGUGGUAUGAUGGGUUGCUUUCGUGUGGCCUUUCCCACCAUGGUCUUGUAACUCUCACCAAAUGAUUUGAUGGGACUGUACAAAUAAGGUAAUUGUGGCCCAUCAAGGGAGUUGGUCAGUUUUGCCAUCCUGCUAGGCUUAAAAGAGAGCCAAUUCCAGAGAGAGAAAGGAUCUCAGCAACACCAAGGAAGAAGAGUGAGGAGUGGAGCAUGUCCUUUGGACUCAGGAUCCCCGCACUGAGAAGCUCCAUGAGAUUGAGAGAGAAUGCUGUAACUCUGAAGACAGUGAGAAGCAGUGGCAGAGAAAUGGUGGCAGGAGAGACCAGGAGAAGACAGUGCAGUGGGAUUUCCAGCCCACAGAUUGAGAAAGAGAUCGUAUUAUCUAUGGCUGCCAUGAAAACUUCGAACUAUGGUGACCAUUUCAGGCCAGAAAAAUUGAAAGAAUGGCCAGACCCCAAGGCAGUUUCUUUAAUGGAGGAAUUAGCUAGAGAAGACAUUGAUGAAGCUGUACACGCAAUAUUACUUAGAGAAAAUUAUGUUGUGAAGAGAUUAGAUACAUAUUUUCAGCAUCUGGAAGAUUUUAAAGAAAGAAGAAGAGAAAUAUUACAUAAAAAAUGGGUUGAAAAUGUUGCAAAGCCUCUUCAGCAGAGAAUUAUGGAAAAAGUAAUUUCAUAUAAAAAUAGAGGGCUGAAAAAAACAAAACAAGAGAAUUUCGGAUAUUAUUUACAGCAUACAAAUAAAACGGAAACUGUAUCUGGAGACCGUUAUAAUCCUGAAGUAUGUAAUCCUUUUCAUAUGAGGAAAAAGGACUCAAGAUAUGGAAAGGCUUCAGUCCCACUGUUUUAUGAUCCUCUGUUUCAAAGACAGCAAGAGGUGGAUGAAGAGAACAGAGCUGUUCUCCAACGUGAGACAGGAAAACAAUAUUCCAAAAAAGAAUAUAAAGAAACAGAGAAGGCCAGGCUACGUGUGAACUUGCCCCAGUUCACUUUCACUCUACACAGCGUGACACCAAAAGAAAGGUGGAAGGACUCUGGGAGAACCAUGAGAAGUAAAAUUCGUAGUCCAUGCAGAGAAGAAUUUGAGGUAUGGGCAUCUUGGAUUUCUGGCUCUGAUCAAACAACUCCAUUACUGAGUGGAAUAGAAGGACUGAGAGAGGGUCAUAUUGGGGGAGAUACAAGCAGUUAAUGUGCUCAGCUGUUAACUGAAAGGUUGGAGGCUUGAGUCCACCCAGAGGUGCCUCGGAAGAAAGACCUGGCAAUCUACUCCUAAAAAAUCAGCCAUGGAAAACACUACGGAGCACUUUGACACACACGAGGUUGCCAUAAAUCAGCAUCGACUCAAUGGCAACUGUUUUUCUCUGUCUGUACUCAGAGGCCUGUAGAGUCUCCACCCUCCACUGGGAAUCUGUACUAACUGCACUGCUUGAUUUGCCCACCCGGGGAGGGAGAUGUUGAAAGCAAGGUUAAAUGGCCAACUUCCAGGACACCAACCAGGCCCCAGGAGAAAAAUUCUACCAAAGAUACUGGAAUUGUGGAAGAAUCAAUCAUUUCCCUGGUAUUUGAUGGGGUGUUUCAUUUCAGUCUCUCAUGAGAGGAAAUUGUGCUGUGAUCCAACACAGAUGACUUCAGACACCUGGCUAGAGAAGCAGUGAGACAACUGGUAGCCCAGGAACGUUUGUAUCUGUUGUGCUCAGCCUCAUAAAACCUCCAGUGCCAACGGGCCUUAUUUCUCCAAGAUUACACCAUACCCCUAAUGAUAUGAUAUAGGAAGAGAACCAAUAAAAAUAAAUUUUAUGAUAACUGUUGUUUCAUUCCCAGGUAGAUAGUCCUGGUUAGGACUUCUGACUGAUUUAUUCUCUCUUGCCUUCUUUUCCUCACAUGUGUGUUAGACCUUCUGACUGUGUCCUACACAUCUCUUAAGCUCUGUUCUGGUUUUCUUUUUCCAUUGUUUUUCUCUUUGUCUUAGUUGCGACAUUUUCUAUUGACUUGUCUUUAAAUUCAGUAACCCUUCUUCUGUGUUCAGUCUGCCAUAAAAUCCAUUCAAUGAGUUCUUCAUUUCAGGUAUUGUAUUUUCUAGUUCUAGAAUGACCAUUUGAGUCUUUUUAAAAAUAUUCCAUUUAUCUAAUGAAAUGCCACAUUGUCAUCUAUUUCAUACGUCAUCCCCUCUAUUUUCUUUAACAUACUAAUCACGGUUAUUUAAGGAUUCCUGUCUGGUAAUUCCAGUAUCUGACUCAGCUGUGGGUCUCUUUCUAUUGUCUAAUUUUUCCUUUAAUUUUCCUCUCUCUUUUUAUGUCAAGUACAUUUUGGUUGUGAUUUUAAGGUUCUUCUAAGAACCUUACAGGCUUUAAAUGUUUUCUUCUAUCAGAGAGAAUUCCCCCUUUUCCCUGUAAGGCAGAUAGAGUGAGGAUUAAUCACCUUGAUUCAAUGAGCGAUUGAGCUCUUUCAGGGCUGGCUUACAGUUUUGUAUAAUAUCCAGUCCUAGUUCAUCCCCAGAUUCCAUUUGAUUGAUAGCCUGGUGCAUCUUGUCCCCACAGCCAGGGAUGGAUUACCCAGUAAACAAGGUACACAAAGGUUUUUUGUCACAUCAAAGAUGUGAAAUUGUGCCCUAGAGAUUAGUAAAUAAAUACAAUUAAGCCUGUGCAUACCUGGCUUACUAGUUAAUCUGCCCCUGCCCACAGCCAUGAAAAACUGUGGGAGAUUCAGUCUGUCAUUUGUAAGUUUUAAACCUUACUUUUUAACCUUCUGCCUCAUGCAGCUUAAAAAUUUAGCAAAUGUCCAGAGAGGAAGAUCAGAUAGGUCUACUCUCCUUAUGGGACUAGUCUCCUAAGUAAAAUAAUAUAAAAAAACAGAUGAUAGGUAAUUUCACUUUGCCUUCUAGAAACUUCUAGAUUAGCUCCCCAUCCAUCUAUAUAGCCCCAGAACUCAGCAAAUGUCCCAUGAGCAAAACCGGCUGUACAUUUCGGGCCCCUGAGUUUUCAGCCUGACCCGCCAGCCCUGCAUAACUGCCAAAGUGUUUUUGGUUUCUCUUCCCCCUGGAGACUCCCUCUGCCUGGCCAAACCUGAGCCUCAGCCCAAGC